CUCCCGCCCUCGCCUGCUCUGAGUGUGCCUUCCUGCUCCAGCUGGUCUAGUUCCCUCAGCUCCACCUUCUACUCUGGGGAGCGCGCCCACCCGGACUAGGUUCCUGGAAAAGAAAGUGUUGGAUCAAGGUGUAUGCCAUAUGAAAUUUUGAUAGAUAUUGUGAACUUAUCCUCCAUCUGUGUGCCAAACAUCAGUGUGUGAAGACAGUGGAAGCUCUUGUUGGGUCGGUUGGGUAAGAGCACUAAUAGUUUAAGAAACUUUUGUUUCCUCCAGUAACAACAAGAGACAGGGUGACAUGAGUGAUUCACCUGUACGCUGCACUGGAGAGCUUACUGGUAGAAGAAUUAAUCUGUAAGAGAUGCAAGUGGGUUGCAGGAUGGCCAAAGAGGAAACCCCGAGUACCUCAAAGGACUUGCAGGAGUUGCAGAGGAAGCUGUCUUUGCUCAUUGAAUCUGUCCAGAAUAAUUCAAAGGUGGUUGCCUUGAUGAAGUCUCCAGUGGGUCAGUACGUGGACAAGCAUCCUUUUGUGGCCCUUACCUUGCUGAUGUUUGCUGUAGUGUCAGCCAUUCCUAUUGGGUUCUUCCUGCUCAUUGUGUUACUUACCUCCUUGGCUGCCUUUGUGGGAGUCGUAUUACUGGAAGGACUGGUCAUCUCUGUGGGUGGCCUCUCACUGCUUUGUGUCCUCUGUGGCUUGGGCUUCGUGUCACUUGCCAUGUCAGGGACAAUCAUCGUGUUCUACGUGAUAGUUUCCAGCCUCAUCAACUACUGGUUUUCUCUCAGACCACUGACAGAAAAUUCUGGUGGCAACUGUCAGCUGGCUAUGAAGUCUACAAACUUAGAGGGGCUCUGCCAGGAACGACCAGGUGAACAGAACAAGAACUUUUUUCCAGUCAUCUCUGGAAGGUUAUUGGAUCACACAUCCCCCUUGGGAUUAUGACUCAGAAGAUGCUAAGUAGUUACACACUCCUUGGAUGUGUCCUCUAGCUUUUUCAUUUGUUUGUAGGAUCCUAGAGUAGCCACUUAAGAACCGCCAUGGCUCAGCAGCUCCUCCCACCUCUCACCUCCUUCUCCCAAAAGAUGGAGGCUUGACCUUGGUCUGGUCCUGAACCUCUGGAGACUAGCAACUUGGCCCCAAGGUCAACUUGACAAAAGGAUCUUAAUUUGGGGCAGUUAUGGGUGGCCCGCCCUCCCUCCCUCCCUCUCUUUCCUUCCUCCCUCCCUCUCUUUCCUUCCUCCCUCCCUCUCUUUCCUUCCUCCCUCUCUUUCCCCCUUUUCUGUCUCCCUCUCCCUCCCUCCUUUCCUUCCCUCUUUUUCUUUCUUUUUCUUUUUUUAGCAAUGAGAGAAAUUGUUUCUUUCUCCACUCAUUUGAAACAAGAGUUAGGGUGAAAAUAUCCAAAACAGAAGAAAUUCUUUUGUUUUAUUAGUUUUUUAUCAGAAAGAACAGCAAAAUUGAUCAGUAAUGGACACUCAAAGUUGGAAAACAGAAUCCAAACUUAAUUUUAUAGUCAGAGCAUUUUUGAAAAAGUCUAAUGGAAUAGCUUCCACUGUUGAGUACUGUUAAGUGCUGUUACUCUUUGCAUUUGAUACUUUUGUAUUGUUUUAAAGAACUUGUCCUGUUAAGCCAUUUCUUUAAGAAGUUCUAUACAAAUGCUAAAGGACUAUAUAAAUUUUCAAAAUCCUAUGGAAUUUCUACGUAAGUGGUUUAUUA
Molecule: messenger RNA, 1708 nt
Organism: Pteronotus mesoamericanus
Lineage: Eukaryota; Metazoa; Chordata; Mammalia; Chiroptera; Mormoopidae
Gene: LDAF1
Product: lipid droplet assembly factor 1
Exons: 5
Coding region: 359-937 (192 amino acids)
Source: RefSeq, a predicted model, not a curated record